Sugiyamaella lignohabitans is the source of this 2706-nucleotide messenger RNA. RefSeq names its product Bro1p (gene BRO1). Gene Ontology annotation, cellular component: endosome. Bases 1 to 2706 code for a protein of 901 amino acids. The record is from RefSeq and is a predicted model, not a curated record. The transcript has a single exon. Gene Ontology annotation, molecular function: protein binding. Gene Ontology annotation, biological process: protein transport to vacuole involved in ubiquitin-dependent protein catabolic process via the multivesicular body sorting pathway. Lineage: Eukaryota; Fungi; Ascomycota; Dipodascomycetes; Dipodascales; Trichomonascaceae.
AUGAAGGAUACCGCUCUUAUCGCCUUGCCACUCAAGGAAACCAGUGAGACUGACUGGACUGGUCCGUUACGACAAUAUAUCACUGGUAUUUAUGGCACUGCUGAUGUCUAUAAUGAAGACAUAACCGCAUUAAACCGUCUUCGCCAAGAUGUUCGUGGAUGUGCAUCGGAUGCGACAGGAAGAGAUAUUAUUUAUAGAUACUAUGGACAGCUCGAACUAUUAGAACUAAGAAUUCCUGUCAAUGAUCAUGGAUGUAGAUUGUCAUUUACUUGGUAUGACUCGUUUACUCAUACUCCAAUCACUCAGCACUCAUUGGCAUUUGAAAAGGCCUCUCUGCUGUACAAUUUGGCUAGCGUCAAUUCUCAUAUUGGAGCAGAUUCCGACGAUGUUAAGGUAUCAUAUGCUGCGUUUCAAGCUGCUUCGGGCAUAUAUGCUUUCAUUUUAGAGAAUUUCCUCCAUGCUCCGAGUUCUGAUCUUGUUCAAGAUACUGUCAAGGCACUUAGUAAACUAAUGGUUGGUCAGGCCCAGGAGGUACUGACCCUGAAGCAGAUACACGACAGUGCUGCUAAGCCUUCUACUGUCGCUAAACUGGCAAAAGGAACGUCAAAUAUGUACAAAUCAGCUGGCGAAGCGCUCGCCUCUGUUCAUACCAGCAAGUCAUGGGGAGAAAAAUCAUGGCAUCUCUUAUCUCAGCUCAAGUCAAAGUAUUAUCUUGCCAUUAGCUAUGACUAUCAGGCCCGGCAUCUUGAAGCAACUGACAAGUAUGGCCAGGCUCUUGCAUACUUGAACAUUGCGGUAGAGAGUUUCCGGGAGGUUGUCAAGCAAGCAGUACCUCUCCAUUCACAAUACUCUGAUUUCGUAGAUACCAUAAAGGCUUACCAAGAGACCGCUGAACUCAAUCUAAAACGAUUGGACAAAGAUAAUGAUUUCAUCUACCAUGAGCAUAUCCCAAAUGCGGCAACUCUUGCUGAGAUCUCGGGGAUGGAAGCAGCUAAGCCUACUCCUAUGAAUCAGCUGUACAAAGAAAAUAAGGACAUAAGCCAGAUUAUCGGCAAAGAACUUUUUGAAAAGCUCAUUCCUCUCUCUGUUCAUGAGAAGAGCAGUUUGUAUUCAGAGGAAAAAGCUAGUUUGUUGAGAAAGGAAGGCGAGGCUGUUGAAGUUGCAGAGGAAGAGAUGGCAUCAGCUCUGGAAUUUUUGGAUCUCCCCGCCUCGCUACGAAUUCUACAAUCCAACUCUGAUAUUGAAGCAGGUGCUGAUCAGGAUCUUCCCAGUAAUGUUCAAAGCUGGGCUUCUGAAAUAUCUGGUAGUGCUAGUAUUACAUUCGCAAAUCUCGAAAGUAAGAGGAACACCGUUUACAACACUAUUAAAAAGGCGGAGUCUCUUAUUAAUGAGGAAGAAAAUCAAUGGAGGACAGCAAAAUCUCAAUACGGAGACUCGUUUAAUCAGACCUCUUCUAUCUCUUUAAGCUCUGCUAUAAGUUCAGACAUUCAUCGGAUUAAGGAAAGCCUUUCGAACGGUGCUGUUUCUGACCAAUUGGUUCAGAAGCUCUUAAAUUCCGGUAACGUUCGACAGGAUAUCGAAAAAUUGAGAUCGGGCCCAUAUGGACAAGAACUUAUGGAGGCUUUUACGAUUAGCGCACCCAGCACAAACCCUCAGUCAGCAGGAUCAAUCCCCAAUUUGCUAGAUCUUGACAUUGUUGACGAACGUGACGACGUGGCAUCACUUGUUGCGCAGACCGAUGACCUUCUCAAUAGACUGCAUAAAGUCUCCCAGGAGCGCAAAACGCUGUUCAAAGAUUUUAAGCAGCGUGUGCACAAUGAUGACAUUUCAUCGCUGUUGAUUUUGAAUAGCAAGGUACCGAACAUUGAGGAAACGCUCUUUAAGACUGAGCUGGAGAAAUUCCAGCCGUUUAGAACUCGCCUUGAGGCAACAAUACAUCAUCAAAAAGUUCUUCUUAAGGAAAUAACAAGUACUUGGAAAAAAGUAUUAAGCAAUGAGAGUGUUAAGCAGAAAACGAAAAGUAGAGAGUCUAUCAAGGUUCAAAGGCUGGCCAUGAUCGAUAGGUUCAAAUUGGCAUAUAAUAGUUGGAAGGCAGCUCAAGAUGGUAUGUCCAAAGGCAGUGAAUUUUACGAUGACCUGCUAUCGCGCUCUUUGGGAAUUCUACAGAAUGCUCAGCAGUUUCAUCAGAACAGAGGUGAGGAGAGAGCUAGACUUUUGAGUGCAGCCCGUUCGGCCCAUAAUGCUGCUACUCAGGAUCAGCUUCGACAACAACUUGCAGAUUUCUCUAUUGCACCUAGACCUCAUGAGUCCAACCCGCCAUCUCGGGGAGAUUUUAGUAUCCCAAGUAUGACAAAUGCGCCGACCCUGCCACCAAAGCCUAAUUCCGUACAUAGCAGUUUUUCCGGUCCUUCACAUGACAGCUUCUCAAACCCAGGUGGCUCGUACUUGCAGUCCUCACAGCCUCUACCACCUCCACCUCAGUCUCAAUUGGAUUCACGCGAAUAUAAGCCACCUAGUCAUUUCAAUAGCCCGGCACCGGCUCCUUAUACGGUACCUUCAGCGUAUACCCCUGCAUUAUACAGUCAACCUGAGAGUCAGCCACCAGUGCCGUCACAGUAUCAGACGCAGUCAUCAUAUCCUCAAAACUUCAACUCGCCGACCUACAGUUACCAACGGCAAAAUUCCAACAACGGUUACGGGCAGUAG